CGCCCCAGGGCUAGCGGGCGCCGAGCGGGAGCCGCGCGGGAGCAGCGCAGCUACGGCGGCGGUGGCGGCGGCAGUGGCAGCAGUGGCUGCUAUUCCGAGUGGUUGAGACGCCUCUGCGGCAGCUGGUGGCGCAGGUGGCCUGCGUGGACGCGGGCAAAGGCGGCUGGCCCGCCACUGCAGCCCUAGCGCCCGCGGCCCCGGCAGGCGCGUCGGGACACCCCGAGGCAUCCUCCGGUUCCUGCCGCCCCCAGAGCCUCGGCUCCGGUUCGCCUUCCUUCAUCCCCCCGCUGCCGUCCAGACCCCCGCACCUCCUCCCUGCGCUUGGUACCCCCGGCAUCGCCCCUAGCGAAACAUGACUCGCGAUUUCAAACCUGGAGACCUCAUCUUCGCCAAGAUGAAAGGUUAUCCUCAUUGGCCAGCUCGAGUAGAUGAAGUUCCUGAUGGAGCUGUAAAACCACCCACAAACAAACUACCCAUUUUCUUUUUUGGAACUCACGAGACUGCUUUUUUAGGCCCAAAGGAUAUAUUUCCUUACUCAGAAAAUAAGGAAAAGUACGGAAAACCAAAUAAACGAAAAGGCUUUAAUGAAGGUUUAUGGGAGAUAGAUAACAAUCCGAAAGUGAAAUUUUCAAGUCAACAGGCAUCAGCUAAACAAUCAAAUGCGUCAUCUGAUGUUGAAGUUGAAGACAAAGAAACUAGCAUUUCAAAGGAAGAUACUGACCAUGAAGAAAAAGCCAGCAAUGAGGAUGUGACUAAAGCAAUUGACAUGACCACUCCAAAAGCUGCCAGAAGAGGGAGAAAGAGAAAGGCAGAAAAGCAAGUAGAAACCGAGGAGGCAGGAGUAGUGACAACAGCAGCAGCAUCUGUUAAUGUAAAAGUGAGUCCUAAAAGAGGACGACCUGCAGCUUCAGAAGUCAAGAUUCCAAAACCAAGAGGCAGACCCAAAAUGGUAAAACAGACCUGUCCUUCAGAGAGUGACAUGGUAACUGAAGAAGACAAAAGUAAGAAAAAGGGUCAAGAGGAAAAACAACCUAAAAAGCAGCUUAAAAAGGAGGAAGAAGGCCAGAAGGAAGAAGAUAAGCCACGAAAAGAGCCAGACAAAAAGGAAGGGAAGAAAGAAAUUGAAUCAAAAAGCAAAAAUUUAGCUAAAACGGGGGUUACAUCAACCUCUGAUUCUGAAGAUGAAGAUGAUCAAGAAGGCGAAAAGAAGAGAAAAGGUGGAAGAAACUUUCAGGCUGCUCACAGAAGGAAUAUGCUGAAAGGCCAACAUGAGAAAGAAGCAGCAGACAGAAAACGCAAACAAGAGGAACAGAUGGAAACUGAGCAGCAGAAUAAAGAUGAAGGAAAGAAGCCGGAAGUUAAGAAAGUGGAGAAGAAGAGAGAAACAUCAAUGGAUUCUCGACUUCAAAGGAUACAUGCUGAAAUAAAAAACUCACUCAAAAUUGAUAAUCUUGAUGUGAACAGAUGUAUUGAGGCCUUGGAUGAACUUGCUUCACUUCAGGUCACAAUGCAACAAGCUCAGAAACACACAGAGAUGAUUACAACCCUGAAAAAGAUACGGCGAUUCAAAGUGAGUCAGGUUAUCAUGGACAAGUCAACAAUGUUGUAUAACAAGUUUAAGAACAUGUUUCUGGUUGGUGAAGGUGAUUCUGUAAUCACACAAGUGCUGAAUAAAUCUCUUGCUGAACAAAGACAGCAUGAAGAAGCAAAUAAAACCAAAGAUCAAGGAAAGAAAGGGCCAAGCAAAAAGCUAGAAAAGGAACAAACAGGUUCAAAGACUCUAAAUGGAGGAUCUGAUGCUCAAGACAGUAAUCAACCACAGCAUAAUGGAGACAGCAGUGAAGACAGCAAAGACGAGAUCAGCAGUAAGAAAAAGUGAGGACAUGUUUUAAUGGGUCGUGAUGUUUUUAAUUGGCCAUCCAGUGAAGAGAGAGAGACUGAAAUAUCUCUGAAGGAGUCUACACUAGAUAACUAGGUUGACAUCCCUGGAAUAUAAAGAACAUUUGAGAAGUUUGUAAUGGUUUUCAUUUAAAUUUUUAUAAACUAUAAACUUGUUUUGAGGGAGAAAAUUUUUAUCUUUGUUUAAAAUUAAUUAAACAUAGCUUAAUUGUACUUGUGCAGUAUUAACAGCUACAUUAUACAGUAAAUGUGAGGGAAAAAACCCAUUGAAGAAAUGUUGAGCUGCUUUUCCAGACAUUGGUUGUAGCAUAUUUUCAGUUAGUGUGUGUGUGUGUUAAUGUGUAAUUGAUAGUAGGAAAAAGUUACAUUUUUAAAACUGGUACUUGUAUAAAACUUACCUGUUUUCCCAAAUACUGUGGGUUUUGUGCAUAGUUUUUACAAAUCUUGGAUUUACCAGACUGUCUUUUCACUGUUUGUGGGUUUUGUAGAAGGUAUGCAUUUUUAUGGUAGAUAAAAUGUUACUUCUAUCCCACUCCCUCCUUCUAUCUAAAGUUAACCACAUUAUCUUGCUGCUUUGUACAACGUGUAGUCUGUAUGCCUUUUUGUAUGACAACUAGAUGUCCAACUGACAAUUCUGCAAGGUACAAAACUCAUGUUAACUUUUGAAGGUAAUUGAAUUUUGUGGCUGGGAAUUCAGUGAAGUCACAUGACUUUCCUGCAGAGAACAGAAUGGGUGUAUAUAGGAGUGAUCUGUCUUUAGGGUUCAGCCAUCUGAGAUCCUUUACAGGCACUAGAAGCUGGAACUGAAAACUAAAACUAAAUGAGAAAAGUUUAUUUUUGAGACAUUUCUGAAUUUUUUAAGAAGUCACACUCAUUAAGAAAGUCACUAAGUAUUUUUUUAAUUGGAAAACAAUCUGUGAUGCUUAUGCAGUAAAUAAAAGUAAAUACUAUAUGAGGAAACUAACAUUUGAAAACAUGGCUAUAUCAGAAGGAAGUUUUUAUUUCUGUAUGAUACAUGUGACAAGAUUGCAAAAGGUGGAAACAGUGCUCUGAGGCAGUAGACAAAGUAAAGGAGUACUUUUUGAUGGUCUGUAUAGUCAUGUAUAUGGACUAAAUUAGGGUGAAUCAAGGUUAACAGAAAAUUUUAAGAGCACCUUAACAGAAUUUUUAAGAUUUUUGAUUAGGUCAGUUGGUUUUUAGUAGCUAAAAGUCACUUCUCGUCUUUUGAAACUAUUAAUAUGGGAAAAAGGCUUUUAAUAUGUCAGUGUUUGCAUGUGACAUGCAUUGUAUGUUGUGACCUCAGAUACUUAAUUUUCAUCUAGAUGAAAACUUUGAAUUAUUUCAAUAAUUGGAUUUGAAUUAUGGAUUUGAUUUAUUUCAAUAAUUGGAGCUUUGCUUUUGUGAGGUCUUAUCAUGGAACCUAGGACCCACUGUUUUGAGAGAACUCUUACUACUAUCAUUAGAAUUAAAAUUUGGACAGAUUUAUUCUAGUUAAGCCAUAAGUGUCAACAUGUAAACUUUGUUUUGAUUAAAGAAUUUUUCUAUCAAA
Molecule: messenger RNA, 3448 nt
Organism: Hipposideros armiger (great roundleaf bat)
Lineage: Eukaryota; Metazoa; Chordata; Mammalia; Chiroptera; Hipposideridae
Gene: PSIP1
Product: PC4 and SRSF1 interacting protein 1
Exons: 16
Coding region: 353-1879 (508 amino acids)
Source: RefSeq, a predicted model, not a curated record